This is a messenger RNA of Sinocyclocheilus rhinocerous, 7302 nucleotides long. Its product is annotated as kinesin-like protein KIF13A. Gene Ontology annotation, molecular function: microtubule binding; ATP binding; microtubule motor activity. Gene Ontology annotation, biological process: microtubule-based movement. The record is from RefSeq and is a predicted model, not a curated record. The coding region runs from base 334 to 5871 and encodes 1845 amino acids. NCBI's taxonomy places the organism in Eukaryota, Metazoa, Chordata, Actinopteri, Cypriniformes, Cyprinidae. The transcript has 38 exons.
GCAUAUUCAUGCACACUGCACAUUUGUGUGUUUUUGGGGUCAGUCGGCGGAAGAUGGCGGUCUGGAUGCUGCUGGCUGGCUGAGAGAGAGGAGCUGCUCUCCCCGCGGCGGAGGAUCACACAUUCAACCCGAAUGCAACACAGUCUCAUCUGGAUUCAUAUUCACGGCUUUUCCCGCUCGGGUAUGGACUGUUGGAGUAUUUUACUAGGGUACAAGCACCUCAGACGCUUCUGUGGGGGACUUUGCGGGGAGUUGCAUGUUAUUCUUCGGCUAGCCGUGCGGAGCAGCUAGCGGCUUUCUCCUCCACUUUAAAGCCUUGAAAUUGUAACAAAAAUGUCGGAUACUAAGGUAAAAGUAGCGGUUCGAGUCCGGCCAAUGAACCGGAGAGAGAUUGAGCUCAGCACAAAAUGUGUGGUUGAGAUGGAGGAAAACCAGACUAUUCUUCACCCACCGCCCUCCAAUGCGAAAGGAGAAAGCAGGUAUUCUCCUCGUGUGUUUGCCUUCGACCACUGCUUCUGGUCCAUGGAUGAGUCCAACAUCCCGAAGUACGCCGGUCAGGAGGUCGUCUUCAAGUGCCUCGGGGAGGGAAUACUUGAAAAUGCCUUUCAAGGAUACAACGCCUGCAUUUUUGCCUAUGGACAAACAGGCUCGGGGAAAUCCUUCUCCAUGAUGGGCAACGGAGAGCAGCCGGGCCUGAUCCCCAGACUCUGCUGCUCGCUGUUCGAGAGGGUCUCCAGAGACCAGAACCAGACCCAUUCCUUCAAGGUGGAGGUGUCCUACAUGGAGAUCUAUAAUGAGAAAGUCCGGGACCUGCUGGAUCCCAAAGGCAGCAGACAGUCUCUGAAGGUCAGAGAGCAUAAAGUCCUGGGUCCGUAUGUGGACGGUUUGUCUCAGCUGGCUGUGAUGAACUUCGAGGACAUUGAGUCUCUGAUGUCGGAGGGGAAUAAAUCACGCACAGUAGCCGCCACUAACAUGAACGAGGAGAGCAGCCGAUCGCACGCCGUCUUCAGCGUCAUCGUCACGCAGACGCUGUAUGACCUGCAGUCUGGGAAUUCUGGUGAGAAAGUGAGUAAGAUCAGUCUGGUUGAUCUGGCCGGCAGUGAACGCGUAUCUUUUCUGUGGUGUUUUCUGAUGUCUCUGUGGUAUUUUCUGAAUGUCUCCAGGUCUCUGACAACGCUGGGCUGUGUUAUUUCUGCACUCGCUGAUCAGUCUGCAGGAAAAGGCAAGAGCAAGUUUGUGCCGUACAGAGACUCAGUGCUGACGUGGCUGCUGAAGGAUAAUCUGGGUGGCAACAGUAAGACGGCCAUGAUCGCCACCAUCAGCCCAGCCGCUGACAACUACGAGGAGACACUCUCGACGCUACGCUACGCCGACCGAGCCAAGAGAAUCGUCAACCACGCCGUGGUGAACGAGGAUCCCAACGCCCGCAUCAUCAGAGAGCUGCGGGAGGAAGUGGAGAAGCUGAAGGUGCAGCUCUCGCAGGCUGAGUCUCUGAAGGCUCCUGAGCUGCAGGAGAAACUCCAGGAGUCUGAGAAACUCAUUCAGGAGAUGACGGUAACCUGGGAGGAGAAACUCCGGAAAACUGAGGAGAUCGCACAGGACCGUCAGAAGCAGCUGGAGAGCAUGGGAAUCUCUCUGGAGUCGUCAGGGAUCAAGGUCGGAGAGGACAAGUGCUUCCUGGUCAACCUGAACGCUGAUCCGGCUCUCAAUGAGCUGCUGGUUUACUAUCUGAAGGAUCACACGCGUGUGGGGGCCGACACGUCCCAGGACAUCCAGCUGUUCGGCAUCGGGAUCCAGUCUGAACACUGUGUGCUGGAAGUCACGUCUGACGGAGACGUCGCGCUCACGCCGGCAGACAAUGCCAGGACCUGUGUGAACGGGACGAUGGUUUACUCCAGGGUUCACCUGUGGCACGGCGAUCGCAUCCUGUGGGGAAACAACCACUUCUUCAGAAUCAGUCUCCCGAAGCGCAAGCGGCGCGAGCGAAUGAAGGAGCCGGAGCACGACAGCUUCGUGGAGGCCGACGUGGAGACGGCGAGCCAGGCCUCGUCUGAGCAGGACUACAGCUACGAGUUCGCACAGAUGGAGGUCAUGAUGAAAGCGCUGGGCAACAACGGUACACACCUGACCUUUGACACACACAUCUUCCUGUUGUGCCUGGACGAGCUGUUCCGUCAGAGUCUGUCUCGGCUGCGUGAGCAGGUGGUCCGAGCAAACACUCUCGUGCGAGAAGCGAACUUUCUGUCCGAGGAGAUGCACAAACUCACCGACUAUCAGGUCACGCUGCAGAUCCCAGCCACCAACCUCAGCGCCAACCGCAAGCGUGGCGCAAUAGUCAGUGAACCAGCGAUCCAGGUGCGACGUAAAGGGAAGGGAACGCAGGUGUGGACCAUUGAGAAACUAGAGAACAAACUAGUGGACAUGAGAGACCAUUACAGAGACUGGAGAGAAGCAGCACAGGAGGUGGUGAACCGGCUGCACAGUAAGGCGGGCGAUCCGUUCUAUGAAGCGCAGGAGAAUCACAAUCUCAUCGGCGUGGCAAACGUCUUCCUGGAGUGUCUGUUUCAUGACGUGAAGCUGCAGUACGCCGUUCCCAUCAUCAGCCAGCAGGGGGAGGUGAGCAGCCGUCUGUGUGGUGAGCUGGCUGUUACAGUGCGGAUCAGAGAGGCGUCUGGUCUUCCUCUCAAUCUCUCCAACUUCGUCUUCUGUCAGUACACCUUCUGGGAACAAUCAGAGCCCGCUGUGGCUCCGCCCAUCGUCAGCCCGGACACGCCCCCCUCACAGACAGCCGACGCCCACUUCACUGUGCGCUUUGACCACUGCAGGGAUUUCGUGGUGCAGGUGACGGAGGAGUUUCUGGAGUUCAUCUCAGACGGCGCUCUGGCCAUCGAGGUCUGGGGUCACCGGUAUGCGGGUAACGGCCGGUCCGUGUGGGAGCUGGACGCACUGCAGGCCAAGAGACGCACGCUCAGAGACAGGUGGAGUGAAGUGUCGCGUCAGAUCGAGCUGUGGGUCUCCAUACAGGAGCUGAACGAGCAGGGCGAGGAUUCGUCCAUAGAGCUUCAUCCCAGCAGAGACGUCAGCACUGGAGGAGUGUUUCAGCUGCGUCAGGUGCGGCGUGAUGCAGACAAACUGACCAGAACCACCAAACUACAGAGACCUCUAGACAGCUAUCAGCAGAGGGAGGAAGACACCGAUAUGGAUAGUUAUCAGGAGGAGGAUCUGAACUGCGUGCGGGAGCGCUGGUCUGACGCUCUCAUCAAGCGCAGGGAGUAUCUGGAGGAGCAGAUCAAGAGGAUCAUCAACAAGCCAGAGAAGUGCGAGGAGGACGUGGAGCGGGAGGCCAGGCUGGUGGAGCAGUGGGUGGGUCUGACGGAGGAGAGGAACGCCGUGCUGGUUCCGGCUCCCGGCAGCGGGAUCCCAGGGGCCCCGGCGCACUGGGUUCCCCCUGCUGGAAUGGAGGCUCAUAUUCCUGUGCUGUUCCUGGAUCUGAAUGCUGAUAACCUGACGGCGAACGAUCAGCUGACCGGUCCUCACGCCGCCGGUGUUAACUCAAUCCUCCCCAAAGAGCACGGCAGCCCGUUCUUCUACCUGCCCAUAAUCAGACACAGCAAUGACGAGGUGUCGGCUGUGUGUUCCUGGGAUUCGUCCAUCCACGACUCCAUCCAUCUGAACCGGAUCACGGCGCCCAGCGAGCGGAUCUACCUGAUCGUGAAGGCCACGGUUCAACUCAGUCACCCGGCGUCUGUGGAGCUGGUGCUGCGCAAGAGGAUCGCCGUCAACAUCUACAACAAACAGAGUUUUACUCAGAGCCUGAAGAGACGGAUGUCUUUGAAGAACGUUCUGUACUCCUGUGGAGUGACGUAUGAGAUCGUGUCCAACAUCCCAAAGGCGUCUGAGGAGCCGGAGGAGCGCGAGACUCUGGCCUUGAUGGCGGCGCGAGGAGAGAGUGAGGAGACGCUCGAUGGAGUGACAUAUAUAGAGAAAUACACCAGAGGAGUGCUGGAGGUGGACAAUAUUCUGUGUCUGGAGAGACUCCGGCAGGCCGUGACGGUGAAGGAAGCUCUCUCCGCUAAAGGCAGACACAUACGGCGCAGUCUCAGCACGCCCAACGUCCAGCACAGCUCUUGUUGUAAACCGGACGGGACCGGAUGUGAGGACGUAAAGACUCACUGUGACGGUCCAAUGGAUGUCACAGAAUCCAACGUACAUGAAGCUUCACUCAACAGUCCUCUCGCAAAAGACACGCCUGUCAAAAACAAAGAGAAUCAGGGAUCGGUACCAGAGAUGCAGAGCAUGCGUUGGUUUGCGGACCCCGGCGGCCCCUGGUCCAGACCCAGGGCUCAGAGCGAGGGCCGUGGCACCAGUGACAUCAUCAGCAGCUCGGCCAAUCACAGACAGCCCAGACUGAGCACUGAUCUCACUCACACGCGGCCGCACGCUGCUGAUUCAGAGGAGGAGGAUCCUGACAUGGAUUCAGCCUUCACCCAUUCCAACGAUCCAGGCCUCGGGUCUCUGGAACUCCAAAACUUCAAGCCUUACAUCCCAGAGGAUUUUGCCAACUUUGAGGUGUACAAUGCCAGCCUUGAGACCCAAGAUGGGGCCAUAUGUGUGCAGGGAGAGAUGGCGCUGGGGAUCGGAGAGUUAACAGGGACACGGACUGUGGAAAAAGAAGUGUCCCGUAGUCCCACGGCCAGCUCAUGCACGAGCGGCUACUUCUCCCAUAGUGCCUCGGACGCCACGCUGUCCGACGUGCUCCUCAGCGGUAGCGAUAGUUGCGACCAGCUCAACAGCAGAGAACCUGCAGACCCUCAGGAAGCACUGCACGGAAGAGGGUUGCAUCCUUCCAGAAGUGCCUUGGGAUCCUGUCCGGCCCAGACCAUUCCCACUCAGCCCUGUUCCCGUCACUGCACUGACCGGGACUGUUCCCCUCAGCUUCCCCGCAAAUGUAUCCUGAGCGUCAGUCAAGAAUUCACGGACUUUAAGGGUGCAGAUGAUGGUGUAGGAAAAGAAGACCUUGGUAACAUCAGAUGGAAGGCGGAAUCGAUUCCCCCAAACUUUAAGGGUGUAGAUGAUAGCGUAGAAGAAGACAACCUUGGUAACAUUGGAUGGAAGGCGGAAUCGAUUCCCCCAAAAUUUAAGGGUGUAGAUGAUAGCAUAGGAGAAGACAACCUUGGUAACAUCAGAUGGAAGGCGGAAUCGAUUCCCCCAAACUUUAAGGGUGCAGAUGAUGGCAUAGGAGAAGAGAACCUUUGUAACAUUGGAUGGAAGGUGGAAUCGAUUCCCCCAAACUUUAAGGGUGCAGAUGAUGGCAUAGGAGAAGAGAACCUUUGUAACAUUGGAUGGAAGGUGGAAUCGAUUCCCCCAAACUUUAAGGGUGCAGAUGAUGGCAUAGGAGAAGACCUUGGUAACAUUGGAUGGAAGGCGGAAUCGAUUCCCCAAGGCAUGGAUCCCCUGCCCCAGUGCCAUCUCCACAAUGGGAAAGAGUCUCCCAGUGUCCCAGCACCAUACGCCAACCCACAGCUGGAAAAAAGUCAAGGACUCGAGUCCUUUGCGGAUGUAGAACCUUCGGUGGACUCUAGCGAGGACGAGAACGGACCAGUUGCUCAGUUGCCGGACUGGAUGGCCCCCGGUGAGCAAGUUUGGGUGGGCAAAAGGAGUGGGACGGUGCAUUAUGUUGGAGGGGUAGAGUUUGCCAAAGGCAUCUGGGUUGGAGUAGAGCUGGACCUUGCUGUAGGCAAGCACAAUGGUACAGUCCAGGGAAGGGUGUACUUCCGGUGUGCCACAGGUCAUGGCGUCUUCGUGAAGCCAUCCUGUUUGACUCGAGGACCUCCGUCCAUAGACACCGAACCUCAACCUGUGCUUCAGUAGGAGCAGGACAUUUACCCAAUAGUUUGUAGACGAUCUCUUCGGCACCAGCACCAGGGACUGCCUGGACAAACCAAGUGCUAACAGAAUCCAUCCUUCUGAUUUGUUCAUCACGUUAGAGAUUUGUUGGUUCCUCUGAUUCCAUGGCAAUAAACCCAACCUGUGUGUCUUGUGUUGAAGUUAUAGGCCUAUUUCAGUAUCGUCUUUGAAUGUCGAGAGUUGCACAGUUGCACAAACACGUUUUAUAUAUCAUGUAUAGCUGUAAUACUUACAUCCAUCUUGGUUAAUUGGUUACCACUUCUUAUAUGACUAAAUGUAUUAAUCGAAUGAUGCCUAACUCUACUAUACUUUAAGUGAGUUUGAGAUUUGGAUGUCUGUUCAAGGUAAGAAUGUACUACUGUUUAUGACCAUUUUGUUUGCGUGAUUAUAUCAGGUAUUACCAAAGACAUAGCCUUUCAAAUCUGCUGUUCAAACUUCUUAUGUAGAUUACUUUGGCGACGUGUUUUAUGCUUGUGUACUUUAAUAUGUGUUCGACCGAUUUAUGCUAAUAUGCUAAGUGCCAUAUUUCUGGUUGGAAGGUCACAUGCCCAUCAGAACUUCAAAAUUGUGGUCAAUUUUGUUUUAGAUUUAAUAGUAUUUUGAUUGGACGGCAAGCCAGUUGCUCGUACUCUGUUGCGUUACUGGCUUGUUGAGUACUGUAACUGUUGAAGGACUGCCGAUAUUUCUGUUAACAGAGCUGUCUGAACGCUUGCACUGGAGUAACUUAUCCUGGAUGCACAUUAAGUUACGUAAUGCAGACUUUUACGCAUUCUCAGAUACUGAUUUGACGCUUCUCAGGAGGUUGACGGAAGUGAGGUCACCCCUGAUGUGGAGAGCACCUUGUUUUCUUUAUCAGACCCUUGCCGGUAGGGAGCAUUUUUGCCAAACGCAGAUAUCCUGGUCUACUUUGUAUCGGCUAUAGACCAGAAAUGCCCUAAAGUACUGACACAAGCCCUGUUCAUGAAUGGGGUCUUUUUAGAUAGUCGACUUCUAGGUUCACCCACCUAAUAAAGAAGCUUUCGAGCAUUUAAAUCCAUGUGUGUUUGACUGUUGAGUAGGAUUUUUAUUAGUUUGUGAUACUAAAGCCAAUAUUGUUUUUAUAGGUAUAAAUGGGAGAUGGGCAAUAUCGGGGAAUGGGACAUAGCCUGAAUAAUGCUAGUAUGUUUAGUGCCAUGACCGGUGCUGUUAUUAUUGCUCUGUUUUACCUGAAGAACUGUGGAUCUCAUAAGAAGUGAAUACUAUUGCUGUCAAUGGAGACGGUAAAAUGAAAACUCAAGACCUUACUUAAAAGAAAACAAAGCUGCUCUCCUUGACAAGGAGCUGUACAUAAAAUGUAUGAACAUAGUAUUUACAAUAUUAUAAAAUGUACAGAAUUGUAUUUAUAUUGUAUCUCUG